CCCUACGAUAAAUCAUUGCGUAAUCUAUUCCCCGAGCUGUACAUAUCGCGAGAAACGGCAACAUGACACCGCGACCAGAGCACUGCCAGAGCUACUGCCAUCCCGACGACGACGAGGAGUCCGCUGUCUCACCCGCCCAGCUCAAGUGCUGCGCGGGCUGCAAGAAAGUAUGGUACUGCAGCAAAGUCUGCCAGCAGGCCGACUGGCGCCGCCACAUCUUCCAUUGCAACCCCAAGCGGCCCAUCGGCACCGCCUACUACCUCUCGCGCGCGUGCGAGGAGGGCCUCCUACCCGUGCACACGCAGACGCGCAAGGACUUCGGGUUCGAGAAGACGGAGGAGCUCCUCGGCGCGCACGCUCAGCACAAGCUCCUUGGGCUCUUCUAUGGGGUCUUCGCGUACCUCGACGUCUCGGAGAAGGAGGUGCAGCGCUGGCAGGCGGAGGGCCGCAUGGUCGAGGAGGUCAAGGCGGCGUACGCGCGCCUCGCCCCGCGAGACCGCGGCGAGUUCUACGAGUGGUUCCUCGCGCACCCGUACGUUCUCGACGGCGCGCCCGCGGACCCGCAGGCGGCGCAGGAGGUCACGCGGCGCGCCGGCGGGGACGCCAUCCGCAGAGCAUGGAUGAUGUCGGGCGGGUCCCCGGACGACAGCCUCGAGACGAUUGAGCGGAGCAUCCACGCGCUCCCGCGCCAGGUCCAGGCGGUGCACUACUUCUACCGCCUGCUCAUGUUCGAGGUGCACCCCGCGCCGACAGCGUACCACCAGUGGAUCACGUUCGGGUUCGUCGCCGCGCUCCGCCAGGCGGACGAGCUGCCGAUCGGGCAGGCGUACUCGGACCUCAUCUUCAAGCGCUGCACGUUCGCCGAGUUCCGCACCGCGUACCUCUCCGGGACCAUCCUCGCGCUCGCGGAGGCGUAUGGGGUGAGCUUCUCCAACGCGAACACGCUCCCCGCCACGACGCGCGGGCUGCGCGACGUCCUCGCCGAGUCGCCGCGCCGGUUCAAGACGGUGUGGUAUUUGAAGCAAUACAUCGACGAGGUGCUGUGCGCAGACUCCGACCCGCCGCCGCGGCCGCACAAGUCGAUUAGCACGGACUACGGGUUCGGGAACUGCAAGAACGCGGAGGAGACGAAGCUGCUGGAGGAGCUGUACACGAAGUAUUUUGUGCAUGCGGGCGCGGACCCGCUGGAGCUACACAAGGCGUGCAUCGCAGGGGAGUUGAUGAAGUAUCUGGGGGAAUUCGUCAAGUUGAAGCCGAAGACGGAGAAGUAUAAACGGCUGCUGAGGAAUUCUUAUCCGAUGCCCAGCAGAGGGGAGUUGCAAGGUAAGCUAAUAUACUGCAUCUGCUUUGAGACAAGACCUGAGCGCUGA
Messenger RNA from Trametes versicolor FP-101664 SS1, 1370 nucleotides. RefSeq lists its product as uncharacterized. The record is from RefSeq and is a predicted model, not a curated record. Bases 63 to 1370 code for a protein of 435 amino acids. The transcript has 2 exons. NCBI's taxonomy places the organism in Eukaryota, Fungi, Basidiomycota, Agaricomycetes, Polyporales, Polyporaceae.